Cuculus canorus (common cuckoo) is the source of this 3815-nucleotide messenger RNA. RefSeq names its product MTSS I-BAR domain containing 1 (gene MTSS1). NCBI's taxonomy places the organism in Eukaryota, Metazoa, Chordata, Aves, Cuculiformes, Cuculidae. Bases 530 to 2917 code for a protein of 795 amino acids. The record is from RefSeq and is a predicted model, not a curated record. The transcript has 16 exons. Gene Ontology annotation, cellular component: actin cytoskeleton; cytoplasmic side of plasma membrane. Gene Ontology annotation, biological process: positive regulation of actin filament bundle assembly; adherens junction maintenance; plasma membrane organization. Gene Ontology annotation, molecular function: actin binding; phospholipid binding.
AGGCAGGCUUUUUCCCGGCGAGGGUAGGGAGCGGGUCGGGUGCUUUGGCUGCAGCGGGGUCCGCUGGGGCUGGUGGAGAUUCUCCCACUGCGGGAGCCGCACGAGCCGUCUCAUCUCUUUUUAUAUAAAUAUACAUAUAUAUUUUUCCCUUUGCUGCUUCUCGGAGCCGCGGCUGCAUCUCCCGGCGCGGCGCAGCGAUGGGUUGCGCGGCCGCCCGCGCGUGGGAGGGCAGCGCCCGCUCCGCUCCGCACCCCCGGGCGCUCCCGAGCGGAGCGGGCAGCGCCGUGUAGGACGCGGGCACCGACACCGCCGCCUUUGGGGGGUUAUUUUUGCCCCGUUUUUCAAUUCUUAGAGCUGUAGGCAGACCGCGGGUGCAGGUGUGUCGAGUUCCCCCCCCUCGUUGCCCGCAUCGCCUGGUUUGUCUCCCCCUCCCGUUGUUUUUUCGCACCAGGCGGGGGUCCGGGGCGCCUCGUUUUUCUUUAGCUCCGUAGUGAAAUCGCAGCAGUUUUUGCCUCCUCCAGCGAGAAAAAUGGAGGCUGUGAUAGAGAAGGAAUGUAGCGCGCUUGGAGGGCUCUUCCAGACCAUCAUAAGCGACAUGAAGGGAAGUUACCCAGUGUGGGAAGAUUUUAUAAAUAAAGCUGGGAAACUGCAGUCUCAGCUUCGGACUACAGUAGUAGCAGCUGCUGCCUUUUUGGAUGCCUUUCAGAAAGUGGCUGACAUGGCUACUAAUACACGUGGUGGUACCAGAGAGAUUGGAUCUGCUCUCACCAGGAUGUGUAUGAGGCACAGAAGUAUAGAGUCCAAACUCCGGCAGUUCUCAAGUGCUUUAAUUGACUGUCUGAUAAACCCACUUCAAGAACAGAUGGAAGAGUGGAAGAAAGUGGCCAAUCAACUGGAUAAAGACCAUGCAAAAGAAUACAAAAAAGCCCGCCAAGAGAUAAAAAAGAAGUCAUCUGACACACUGAAGCUACAGAAGAAAGCAAAGAAAGCUGAGGCUCUGGGACGGGGUGACAUUCAGCCCCAGUUGGAUAGUGCUUUACAAGAUGUCAACGAUAAGUACCUGCUGCUUGAAGAAACCGAGAAGCAAGCUGUCAGAAAAGCUCUGAUCGAGGAGCGCGGUCGAUUCUGUACUUUCAUCUCGAUGCUGCGACCCGUGAUAGAAGAAGAAAUAUCAAUGCUAGGAGAAAUAACCCAUUUACAAACCAUAUCAGAUGACCUGAAAAGUCUCACCAUGGAUCCACACAAGUUGCCAUCUUCAAGUGAACAGGUAAUUUUAGAUUUGAAAGGUUCUGAUUACAGCUGGUCUUACCAGACUCCUCCAUCCUCUCCCAGUACUACCAUGUCCAGAAAAUCUAGUGUUUGCAGCAGUCUGAACAGCGUUAACAGUAGUGAUUCCCGGUCCAGUGGCUCGCACUCGCACUCACCUAGUUCACACUAUCGCUAUCGCAGCUCCAAUCUGCCUCAGCAGGCACCCAUGAGGCUGUCCAGUGUGUCCUCCCAUGAUUCUGGAUUCAUGUCCCAGGAUGCUUUCCAGUCCAAAUCGCCAUCCCCCAUGCCACCAGAAGCACCUAACCAGAAUUCGUCCAGCUCUGCCUCUUCAGAAGCCUCUGAAACCUGCCAGUCAGUGAGCGAGUGCAGUUCCCCCACCUCAGUCAGCUCAGGCUCCACCAUGGGGGCUUGGGCCUCCACAGAUAAGUUGUCUAAUGGGUUUUAUCACUGUAGUUUAUCAAGUGACCCAUCCGUAGCUUCAGUUGGUGCAGGUCCUUUCCCUCAUUUCCCGCCUGUCUCCCGUGCGUGGACUCGGGCUCCCUCAGCCCUCCUUCCAGACUACGCUCAUUAUUACACCAUUGGGCCAGGCAUGUUUCCAUCAUCUAAGAUCCCUAGCUGGAAGGACUGGGCUAAACCAGGCCCAUAUGAUCAACCAAUGGUGAACACAUUGCAGCGUCGCAAAGAAAAGCGUGAACCAGAUCUCAAUGGAGGAGCUCAGAGCGGACCGCCUGUGCCCUCUGAGGAGGCCCAGAGACCUCGGAGCAUGACAGUGUCAGCUGCCACAAGGCAGGGUGAGGAGAUGGAGGCCUGCGAGGAGCUAGCGCUCGCUCUGACAAGAGGGCUGCAGCUGGAUACCCAGAGGAGCAGUCGGGAUUCCUUGCAGUGCUCCAGUGGCUACAGCACCCAGACAACAACUCCAUGCUGUUCAGAGGACACGAUCCCAUCUCAAGUUUCAGAUUAUGAUUAUUUCUCUGUGAGUGGUGACCAGGAGGCAGAACAACAAGAGUUUGACAAAUCUUCCACCAUUCCAAGAAACAGCGACAUUAGCCAGUCCUAUCGCAGAAUGUUUCAAACCAAGCGUCCUGCUUCCACUGCAGGUCUGCCAACCACUCUUGGACCGGUCAUAGUCACGCCUGGCGUCGCCACCAUCAGACGGACCCCUUCCACCAAGCCUUCGGUCAGACGCGGCACCAUAGGGGGAGGCCCGAUUCCAAUCAAGACGCCAGUGAUUCCUGUCAAAACACCAACUGUCCCCGAUAUCCCAGGUGGGCUGCCCGGCAUCCCCGCUGGGACCGAAGAGUGUCCAGAACAAAGUCCCGACUCUCCGGCAGCAGGAGAUGGUGGUCAAGGUGUCACCAACAUGCCCUCAUCCUCAUGGAGCGGACAAGCAUCUGUCAACCCUCCGCCGUCAAGCCAGAAACUGAGUGCUGCGGAUGAGCAGAGGCAAGUGGUUCCUGAGAGUGAGGGGGAAGAAAGCGACCGGGAUGGUGUCAACACCCUCACACCCACAGGCCAGCCGGAGCUCGAUCCUGGAGAGCUGAGUCCUGGGGAUGUCCCACAAGGCGAAGAUAUGCUGAAUGCCAUUCGGCGUGGUGUCAAACUGAAGAAGACGACCACAAAUGAUCGCUCAGCACCUCGUAUUUCCUAGGAGUGGAAAAGUUGCCAGAGUACCAGCCACUGAGGAGAAACUGUGAGAAAACUAAUUUGUCUAUCCAUUCCAAUCUGUAAUCAAUGAAUUUUUUAAGAUACUCGGUAACAGACAGUGUGAAAAUACUCUGAAAGAAAAAUCAAGGUGAAAGAGCGUAGUAAGACAUAAUCUUCACUGGUGUUUUAAUUUGUAAAUAUCAAUUAUUUUGUUUCUGCAUUUUUUUGAUCUAAGUUACACUUUUAAUUUUUUCUGAAGGUGCCAAAUCCCAUUUACCUUUUUUAUAACUCUCUUUGUAAAGUUUUAAAUCAUGGGAGAAAAAAAAUGUCAAGUAGUUAACCUCAGCAAAGGGAUUUAAUGAAAAUUUGGCUUUUUUGCAAGCUUUUGUAGAGCGCCUUGUAAUAGUGAGGUUAAAAAAAACAAAACAAUGGGACUUACUUUAAAGUUUAAGUCGAGCUGUGAGGAGCAGAUCCUCAUUUAAGUAUUAAAAAAUAAAGUUUGAAAAACAGGAAUAAAAAUUGAGAAUAAAAGCAAUAUAUAAUGCAAGGAAGAAACCUGCAGUUGAUAGAGUAUUUGGGGGUAGUGGGGGGAGGGAGAUGCCAUCAAACUAGCAGAUGCUGUUGCACAAAAGUAGCCUAGUAGGAUUAAUUACUAGUAGCUUCAUGGUAAAUGCAUCAGAAUAAGCCAUAUUGGAUUGCAGUGUUUUGUUUCUGUAGGGUGUUUUAAAGACUGUUUUUUUCCCACGUUUCUUUUUUGACUGCACAGCAACAACUCUCAGUCACAUGCAUGCAGCCUUUACUGUGUAGGCUUGGUUCUUCCAAUGUCACUUUUUGUUCCACUCAUCCUCUCAUUAACUACAAACCAGGACGACAGGCUCAAGGUAGUUACAAGUGUGAAAACA